GAUGCGUAACGGUUAAUGUAAACAGAAAGACGAAAUCGAAAUACAAAAAGAGAUUCUGGUUUAUUUGUGAUGCUUACAAACGAAAUCAUAGUUAAACUUCGCUCUGUUCUCGGAAGCCUUUUCCUACAUUAUCCUAAAUUGGGAACAUUUGUGCAGCUAGGGAAAAACAUUUGCCACGGAAUGAGCACGAGACGAAUGAAAUAUCUUGUGCUUUUGCUUUUCUUGGUUCUGGUCAUUGUGGCUGUUAAAAGUGGAAAACUGAGUAAAGAUGGAAAAGCACUCAGUGAGGAAGUGUUGGAACAUAAACCAGCUGUAAACAAUGACCAUAACGAUGACAUCGACAAGCAAUUAAGAAAGGUAGCUGAAGAGAAUUCCUAUUUGAAGCUGAUGGUAGAAAGCCUACAAAAGAGUAUAAAGCCAAAACAUCCAGAAGUUAAAUUUUUACCCGAACAAGAAAGAAAGCGGAUUCUUGUUACAGGAGGAGCUGGAUUUGUAGGAAGUCAUCUUGUGGAUAAAUUGAUGUCUUUGGGACAUGAAGUCACAGUUGUUGAUAAUUUUUUCACCGGUCGAAAACGAAACGUCGAGCAUUGGAUUGGUCAUGAAAAUUUUGAGUUGAUUCACCACGAUGUUGUAACCCCAUUGUUCAUUGAGGUUGAUGAAAUCUACCAUUUAGCAUGUCCUGCUUCACCUCCGCAUUACAUGUAUAAUCCGAUUAAAACAAUAAAAACAUCAAGCAUUGGAACUCUCAAUAUGCUGGGUCUUGCUAAACGUGUCAAUGCCAGACUAUUGCUAGCUUCCACAUCGGAGGUGUAUGGGGAUCCAGAAGAACAUCCCCAGAAAGAAGAAUACUGGGGUCACGUUAACCCUAUUGGGCCGAGAGCUUGCUAUGAUGAGGGAAAGAGAGUUGCUGAAACAAUGUGCUAUGCAUAUAAAUCACAAGAUAAUGUUGAAGUAAGAGUGGCAAGAAUAUUUAACACUUUCGGUCCACGUAUGCAUAUGGCUGAUGGCAGGGUGGUGUCAAAUUUUGUACUUCAAGCUUUAAAAGGAGAAGAUAUUACAAUUUAUGGUAAUGGGAAACAGACAAGAUCAUUUCAAUAUGUGAGUGAUCUGGUCAAAGGACUUAUCGCCUUGAUGGAAAGUGAUGUCGAUUCUCCAGUUAAUAUUGGUAAUCCAAAGGAAUUAACAAUACAAGAAUUUGCGGAAUUGAUUAAGAAAAUGACUUCUAGUUCAUCUAAAAUAAUAAACAAAGAAGCUGCCACUGACGAUCCCAGGAAAAGAAAACCCGAUAUAACAAAAGCAAAGACUCUGUUACAUUGGGAACCAAUGGUAUCCUUGUCUGACGGACUCAACUCAACAAUUGCCUAUUUUAAAGCUGAAUUAUUACAGAAAUCUGAAAACAAAAGAAAUGUGUUUUUACCUCCUAAAGAAAGCCUGUUAUAGAAACAGAUGCUUUUGCUGGUGCUAAUCAAUAUAUGCAAAAGAUAUGUAAAGUCGUAUAUGAUUUAAAGGUCAUAUCAAGAAUAUUUAUGAGCAUGGACGGAAAUACUAAAAUUCAGCCCUUUUUUUUAUAUUCCCCCUUUUUUCAAAUAAUUAUUAGUUAAUGGAUGGACAAUUGGUAUUCUUGGAGGAAUAGUUUUUUUUGUUUGGUCAGGUUGACAGCUGGAAAUGUAUCAUGAAAUAGCCAUAACAUAAAAUUGUGUGUACAGACCAAUUUGAAGGACGACGGUUCAAAUCCUGAUUUUCUAUCAUUCUCUGCAUAUAAUAAAUUAACUUCUUGCUAUCCUCAAUAAUAAAAAUAUAAUCGGCCUAUAUUGUGUCGGUGAAUUUUUAUUGAGAAAGUGCAAUAUGCUAUUUCUGUAUUUAGAUGUUGCAAACAAUAUGUUAGGGCUUGUUUUUUGUGUUAAUGUCCAAUGUACUUCAUGAUAUUUUUUUAAAACUUUGCAAUUUGCACUGAAUCAGGCUCUGGACAAGCAGCCAGAAUUUCCGUUCUCAAGCUUCAAAAACAAGUUUGUUUCAGAUGAAUUUCAUGAAUGUUCAAACAUUGUUUUCAGUAAUAGUUUAUUUUUGAAUACUGCAAUUGCCGGCUCUGCACUGUUAGCAAAUCAGGCAUUAGACAUGUGUUUGUGUAUAUGUAUAAUGAUAGGAGCACAUAUGGUUAAAUUCUGUAUUUGUAACUUUUGAUAGCGCAAUUCCACAUUACUUAGAAUUUAUGAAUAUAAUUUUAAUUGAAGCCAUGGUUAUAUGAAUUUGUAAACCAUCGGAAGCAUCACAGAUAUUUUUAACUAUAUUUAUUUAUUCUUAGUGUUGCAUUUAUCAGAUAUGGCAUAUUGUUUUUUCAGAAAAAAGCAUGUUGAAUUAUUCACAAAUGCUUGAAGCAUAAAAAAAUAUUCGAAUUAUGGUGUAUUGGAAAGUUCCACUUUAUUUCUUCGUUAUUCGUUUCUUGUUGUUUAUAGAAGGAAGUUCUAUGAGCAGUUGAUACUUAUUGUAAAUAGAUCCUUUCUUUGGAAUUAUUGCAAGCACACCCAAGAGCAAAAAUAAUGAGAAAUCAGAGCUGUUUAUCAGGAAUGCUACCUGCAGAAAAACUUUGAAAAUGAUAUCUGUUUUUUUUUUAUUGCUACAAAUACUUGAAAAAAUAUUCCUGCUCUUUGCAUCUUGUCUUGACUUUUAGAGUUGGUAUCAAAUAAUUUUUUGCUUUUGUUAUGAUAUUGCUUAUAAUUUUCCUGAUUAUGUUUUAUGUUUCGAAAUGCUACUAAAAAUGACUCUUCAUCGAUAACAGCAGCUUCAGUUUGGAAGCUUGCAGUUCGACCUCUGAAUAUUUUCUAUUAAUUAAUAUCACUUCGUUUCUAUGUAAAAAAUGCAUCACUAUUUUUUUGAAUUUUUUUAUGCAAUUUUUGGAGACUGCUUAUAUGCAUUUCUAUUCUCUCCCAUUGCUGCUUACGAGUCUAUAUAUAUGUGUCUAGUGACAGCUCAGAUAACAGGAACUCUCCCAUUAAUACUCAAUAUCGUAGAUUGCUUUUUGUAGAAAUUUGACCAUGACACGCUCUGCUGUACGAAGUUUCUUAAGAGGUAUUAUGGGUAUCACAAUAUGACAAUAGUCUUGUACCUCCUAUGGUUGUGUUUAAAAAUAAUGUGACAUUUUGUAAUUUCAUAACCAGUUCCAGUUUUUAUUUUGCACAACAUGUCCACUCUGUUUCAGUAGUUUUCAAAAAUUAUGCCAGGGGGGAUGGGUCUUUUUUUGUAAGCACCGUUUUUAGAAUUUUUUUUUUAUUUGCAAAAAGCGGCAUUGAAAAAGUACCCUACUUAAUUUUUUCACAAGACCAUAUAUUUAUUUACCUUCAGUUAAAAUUAAUAUGUAAAAUAUCCCAAAUUAAGGAUUUUCAAAGAAUUAUAUUAGAUGAGAUAAUAGAAACAUUAACUGAUACAAGUUUAUUUGACAAGCAAGUUAACUCAUUACCAGUUAAUCUUCAUGUGACUGGCGCGUUUGAUGACUGUUGUCAACCAAUUUAGGGCUAGGAGUGAGAUGUACUAAUUUUAAAAAAUGGUCUGCAAAUUUGCGUCUGUAAUAAGUUUAAUGUUCAUUGGCUUGUUUAUUUUUUUUAUUGAGUAAGUUUGUUUCACAAUUAUAGGUGGAUUUCUACAGAACAAACAUUUUCCUUACUACCUACAGCCCUACACUAUUUCCAUCUUUGAAUUAAGGUAUCAUGGGGUUGCUUGAUAUGCCUUUGCUUGAUAAAGUUUUCUAUUUAGUAAUUUAUUUACAUUUUUCCACUUAAUUCCUAUUUAAUCAUGUAUAGAAUACCCUUUUGCAGUAUUGUUGUUUGUGAAAAUGAAAUAAAAUCGUAUCAGCACAAGUA
Molecule: messenger RNA, 3854 nt
Organism: Styela clava
Lineage: Eukaryota; Metazoa; Chordata; Ascidiacea; Stolidobranchia; Styelidae
Product: UDP-glucuronic acid decarboxylase 1-like
Biological process (GO): D-xylose metabolic process
Cellular component (GO): cytoplasm
Molecular function (GO): NAD+ binding; UDP-glucuronate decarboxylase activity
Source: RefSeq, a predicted model, not a curated record